GCGGGGGCGAGAAGAUGGCGGACGGGGACAGCGGCAGCGAGCGCGGCGGCGGGUUCGGCGGCCCGCGCGGGCCGGGCCCCGAGCAGGAGACGCAGGAACUGGCCUCCAAGCGCCUGGACAUCCAGAACAAGCGCUUCUACCUGGACGUGAAGCAGAACGCCAAGGGCCGCUUCCUCAAGAUCGCCGAGGUGGGCGCGGGCGGCUCCAAGAGCCGCCUCACGCUCUCCAUGGCCGUGGCCGCCGAGUUCCGCGACUACCUGGGCGACUUCAUCGAGCACUACGCGCAGCUGGGCCCCAGCAGCCCCGAGCAGCUGGCGGCGGCCGGGCCGGGCGAGGAGGCCGGGCCGCGCCGCGCGCUGAAGAGCGAGUUCCUGGUGCGCGAGAACCGCAAGUAUUACCUGGACCUGAAGGAGAACCAGCGCGGCCGCUUCCUGCGCAUCCGCCAGACCAUCAACCGCGGCCCGGGCCCGGGCUUCCCCGGCCCGCCCGGCCUGCAGAGCGGCCAGACCAUCGCGCUGCCGGCCCAGGGCCUCAUCGAGUUCCGCGACGCGCUGGCCAAGCUCAUCGACGACUACGGCGGCGACGAGGAGGAGCUGGGCGGGCCGGGCGGCGGCGCGGGGCUGGGCGGGGAGCUGCCCGAGGGCACCUCCAUCACCGUGGACUCCAAGCGCUUCUUCUUCGACGUGGGCUGCAACAAGUACGGCGUGUUCCUGCGCGUCAGCGAGGUGAAGCCGUCCUACCGCAACGCCAUCACCGUGCCCUGCAAGGCCUGGGCCCAGUUCGGCGGCGCCUUCUGCCGCUACGCCGACGAGAUGCGCGACAUCCAGGAGCGCCAGCGGGACAAGCUCUACGAGCGCCGCGCCGGGCCGGCCGGGCCGGGCAGCGGCAGCGGGGCCGGCGACGACUCCGACGGGGACGACGUGGACGACGACUGAGCGGCGCCCCCGGCCGGGGAGCCGCCGCCGCCACCCCCAGCCCCGGCCCCGGCGGAGAGAGAAUCCAGCUUCACCGCAGACACCGACCGCCCCCAGGCCCGGCCCCCGCUGCCCGGAUCCCACCCCGGCCCCUUUCGAGAUCGUGUCC
This is a messenger RNA of Mauremys reevesii (Reeves's turtle), 1083 nucleotides long. It is a transcript of the gene PURB, whose product is annotated as purine rich element binding protein B. NCBI's taxonomy places the organism in Eukaryota, Metazoa, Chordata, Testudines, Geoemydidae. The coding region runs from base 15 to 935 and encodes 306 amino acids. Gene Ontology annotation, biological process: regulation of transcription by RNA polymerase II. Gene Ontology annotation, cellular component: nucleus. The transcript has a single exon. Gene Ontology annotation, molecular function: purine-rich negative regulatory element binding; DNA-binding transcription factor activity, RNA polymerase II-specific; RNA polymerase II transcription regulatory region sequence-specific DNA binding. The record is from RefSeq and is a predicted model, not a curated record.